This is a messenger RNA of Castor canadensis (American beaver), 4232 nucleotides long. It is a transcript of the gene Hcls1, whose product is annotated as hematopoietic cell-specific Lyn substrate 1. Gene Ontology annotation, cellular component: plasma membrane; actin filament; cortical actin cytoskeleton. Gene Ontology annotation, biological process: cell migration; regulation of actin filament polymerization. Lineage: Eukaryota; Metazoa; Chordata; Mammalia; Rodentia; Castoridae. The record is from RefSeq and is a predicted model, not a curated record. Gene Ontology annotation, molecular function: actin filament binding.
AAACCUGAAUACGGAACUGAAGCAGCUGCUUUCUCGCUCUGAAGUGGCAGCAGCCAGAGAGAGGGUGCAGGUGUGGACGUGAGAAGCUGGGCGUUUAGAACAAACGCUCACACUAUUGGAGGUGGGAACUUCCGAGUGGUGGGAGACUUGGGGAGCACAGGAUGUGGAAGUCUGUAGUGGGGCAUAAUGUAUCUGUUUCCGUGGAGACCCAGGGGGAUGACUGGGACACAGACCCUGACUUUGUGAAUGACAUUUCUGAGAAGGAACAACGGUGGGGAGCCAAGACCAUUGAAGGUUCUGGACGCACAGAGCACAUCAACAUCCACCAGCUGAGGAGCAAAGUAUCAGAGGAGCAUGAUGUUCUCAAGAAGAAAGAGAUGGAAUCAGGGCCCAAAGCAUCCCAUGGUUAUGGAGGUCGGUUUGGAGUGGAAAGAGACCGAAUGGAUAAGAGUGCUGUGGGCCAUGAGUAUAUUGCUGAGGUGGAGAAACACUCUUCGCAGACUGAUGCUGCCAAAGGCUUUGGGGGCAAAUACGGAGUUGAGAGGGACAGGGCAGACAAGUCAGCAGUGGGCUUUGACUACAAGGGAGAAGUGGAGAAGCACACAUCUCAGAAAGAUUACUCUCGUGGCUUUGGUGGCCGUUAUGGGGUGGAAAAGGAUAAACGGGACAAGACAGCUUUGGGAUAUGACUACAAGGGAGAAACGGAGAAGCACGCAUCUCAGACAGAUUAUGCCAAGGGCUUUGGUGGCCAAUAUGGAAUCCAGAAGGACCGAGUAGAUAAGAGCGCUGUUGGAUUCAAUGAAAUGGAGGCCCCAACCACAGCUUAUAAGAAGACAACACCCAUAGAAGCUACUUCCAGUGGUGCCCGUGGGCUAAAGGCAAAAUUUGAGUCCAUGGCUGAGGAGAAAAGGAAGCAAGAGGAAGAAGAGAAGGCCCAGCAGAUAGCCAAGCAACAACAGGAGCGAAAAGCUGUGAUGAAGAUGAGCCGUGAGGCCCAGCAACCAGUAGUGCCUGUGGAAGAACCAGUAGCACCCACACCUGUCCCAUUGCCCAAGAAAAUCUCCUCAGAGGCCUGGCCUCCAUCCAACAGUCGUCCACCUCCAGAGCCAGAGCCAGAGCCUGAGCCUGUAAGAGCCAGCAGCGAAUGCCCAGUGCCCUCCCUGCCCACCAGGCAGACUCCCCCAGAGGACACUGAUGAGCCCCCAGCUCUGCCGCCUAGGACUCCUGAAGUCUUUCAGCUGCAGGAAGAGCCAGUGUAUGAAAUAGAGCCUGAGCCUGAGCCGGAGAAUGACUAUGAGGAUGUGGGGGAGGUGGAUGGGCAGGAGGACGACGAAGCAGAAGGGGACUAUGAAGAUGUUCUGGAACCCGAGGACUCCCAUUUUCCCUCUGCCCAGGCUGGAUCAUCAGGCAGCCCAGCUGGAGCUGGCACCAUGGGUACCUCAGCUAUAGCUCUGUAUGAUUACCAAGGAGAGGGAAGUGAUGAGCUUUCCUUUGAUCCAGAUGACAUCAUCACUGACAUUGAGAUGGUGGAUGAGGGCUGGUGGAGGGGACGGUGCCAUGGCCACUUUGGACUCUUCCCUGCAAAUUAUGUCAAGCUUCUCUAGUGACUGGUGUUCACUGUCUCCUGCAGCUGUGACUUCUCAUGUUCAAAGUGCCUCUGCCUCCACCCACUCCCUGUUCCUGCUGCAAAUGUCUAACAGGAUGUCAUAGGUCACCCAAGGGUCUGAACAGACUUCCCUCUCCUGCUUCAUUAAGGGCUUCAGGCAGACACAGCACAGGGUAGGGAGUCUCCUUCCUCUCAGUGUCCUCUCUACCCUGAAUUAGCUCAUAGUUUAUCUUGUGGUCCUGCCUCCUUUAGCUCCCCAUCUCUGCUCUAUGCUCUCAUGAGCUCUGGGCUUCUGGUUUGCUUACCUAGGAAGGAGGUCUACACUGCCUGGCUGUGCUUUUGCCUGCUUUUUUUUCUUAUAGAGAUAGCUCUAAACUUUCUCUCCAUUCAGUCCUAAAAUGGAAAUAAAGUGGAAUUAUGGUUCAUCUCUACAUUGAGGUAAAUAGUACUUUAUGUGCAGCUCUCAAUGACCCUAACGCUCAACGAAAUCUCCUGCCCUUUCCAAGGCACAUCCAGAAGACUCCUUUUGUCUCUUUCCUAGUGGUCUAGUGGCCAGGACGUGGUGCUCUCAGAUGACCCACUCUAACUGUUGACCAUCCCUUUGCACCCUGGAAGUCAAGACCUAGCCUGUACCUUAAACCCAGUCCAAAACAGGCCAGCCUGUGGUAUGGCAGGGGGCCAGAUGGUGUCCAGAUCAAGGCAGUUCAGCUUCUUUUAGUUUUAUCAGUUGUGUGAAGCCAGCUGCCUGCCAAGGAGUAAUGACUAUCCUCUUUUAAUGCAUAGUGAUUCUUGAAGCACAAAUUAGAGGAAAAGAAGUAAGUAAAAGGGGGAGUUGACCAACAGAAAAGACUGUUGGAAAACAGACUUAGGCAAGGUCAAUGAUGAUGUAGAGGCAGAGACAGUGGCCUCUGCUCAAGAAAGUCUAGGCUUCUUGGUAGUUGGGUGGCUGAGAUCAAAGACCAAGAAAGAGGGUGGAUGGAGGAAGUUCAUGAGAUUUCUAUGUGGUCCUAGCCAAGGGAGGUAGGAAAAGAAGUGAGGACAUUUGGACAACCAGUGAAUUCCCAAGCAUGAUAUGGGGAUGAGAAAGAAUGAGAGGCCAGCCCUAGCAUACUAUGCUCAGCCUCAGCAAGGCCAGAGACAGGGGAUCCUCUGGCACAAUCAAAAUAAAAGUCAGGGAUAUGGUAUAGGACAUUUUUGGUUGAAAGAACAUAGAAGUCUUUAUAACCCGUAUCAAAAUCAUGUCCAGCUUUCAAAGAUGGAGAAGGCGUUGAGAUCAAGGAGGAGCUAGGAUUAGUGGCUGAAACCUACAAUUGCUCCAGGGCUUCCUAGAUAGAGUUGGUGAACUGCCCAUGGGUCUAGAACCUUGUACACUUCAGGUUUGUUCCUUGGCUUUUCUUCAAGACACACUCCUUGGUUACAAUGAUGACUUUUAUGUCAGUGAAUUCACAAGUCAGCAUCAAGACCUAAUUCACAAGAUCCACGCACUUAGUUUUAGAGUGUAAAGCAGCUUUUAUUUCUUCUUAUAGAGACUGGCAUUCCAGGUAUAUAGACAUAAGUUGCCAUAGAUAUAUUCAAUCUCAUUCUUCAUUUCCAUUUGAUUUGAUAUCACACAUAAAUUAGAAAUUUUACAAUGAUUUUCUUGAUACAUUUUGUUCUCACCUAGCUUUUCACUUUUCCCUUCAUUAUAAGAUGGAAACUUCUUUUCUAGAUCCCUAUCUUGAUGAGCCUUUCCAGCUCAGGUCUACAGACCUCACCCUCCACAUUCAAUUGCCUUUCUCCUUGGUGUUGGUGCUCAUUAAGAGUUCUACUCAUAGAUGUUUCCCUGCCCAAGCUCUGUACCUGCAACACAUUCCUCCUCACCCCCCUCACCUGCUUCUUCAUAUGAAGACACAUCUGCAUCUUGCCUCACUGCUUAUGAUACUCACAACAGCUUCACCUCACAGAUCAAUCAUCUGUUUAACACAGUUUCUCUUAAAGGGUCCCCUUUUGCUCCACCUGCCCUCUUCCCAUAAAACAUGCUUAUUUCUAGGGACCAGGGGAUAUCUGCAGUAUGCUAGUUUCCUGCAGCUGACAAUUAGAUAAAUGUGUUAUAAAAUGUGUUUGAUGGUGUUGACCAAUUUACUACUGCGAUGAAGGCAGACAUAGGUAGAGGAGAGUGUGGCUGGAAGUGUUCCCCACACAGAGCAGGUCCAUGUCAGAGUGUCCUGACUGCUCUCCUGGACUAAGCUGCCCAGCUUGUAAAGGGAAAGCCCUCUGCCCUCCUCUUGUCUUUCUACUACACUUUGCUCCUAAUCCAUCUCACUGGUGCCCCUGAUGUUCAUCUUCAUCAGUCUGUAGUUCCUCUUUCUCUUUCUUUCUAAUAAGAAACCUAGAAUGGGCUUUGGGAACUUCAUUCUUCAUAUAGGAAGGACCAGAUUCAAAACACGUGGAACAGAUGCCUGGAGAAUACACUCAGUGUUUAGUGGUCAUUCACCUUCACUGAACAAAACCUAAGAUCACACUCUAGUUAUAUUUUUAGAAAAUGAUGACUUAUAAACAAAUGUGAAAUAUAAGCCAAACAAUAAAUAUUAGGAAAAGUAGAAUUGCAUAAGCAAAUAGUACCAAGUGGAUACAUUAUAAUGAAAGA